GUGCAUACUUCUACGCCAGCACACAUAAAGUUGCGGACAAAAAUGGAUUUAGACUGCGGGACGAAAACGGCAAAGGGGAAGUUAUUAGGAGAUACCGAAAAGAAGGUAUAACGAUCACCUUACCCGAGGGCAAGAAUUUGAACAACGUAAAAAUAUUCUACGUGUGGUGUGAAGAUUUUGAUGUGAAUUUUGGCGACGUAAAAAUACCAAAAAGCUUUGACUACCCUCGCCCACAGAAAAUUGAUCCCUUGAAGGGUGUCCAUGGUAUUUCUUCAGACAACAUUGUUAUCGUGGAUGCCCAGACCUUAUUGGUACCGCACCUGUCAUAUGAUGGAGAAGCACCAGACGCCAAAUUCUGGGUAGGCAGCGGUUCCAAACCAUCACCCCAGGGCAUCAGGGUACCCGACGAAAAUGGUAAAGAAGUUCCAUUGCGGAAAUACGAUAGAAAAACCGUCGUUCUUACCCUACCUGGUGACCUUACCAUUUUCGACAUCGGCCACUUCGGCAUUUGGUGCGAAAAGUUUACUGUGGACUUCGGUCAUGUGCUAAUACCUCAAGGUCUUAAUAUUCCACCAUCCCUGAAGAUGCUUGGAGUCAGUCCCCAGUCCAAGUUGAACUGCGAGGUGCUGUACGAUGACCUGGCAUUUGAGGUGCGUUGGGCGAUAGCGGGAGAGAGCAUUGUGGUGCAACUGGUUGCAAAAUUAGAUAAUGGAGACUACAUGGCAUUUGGAGUUUCUGGAGAUAAUGCGAGAAGUGUCAUGAUUGGAGGAGAUGUUGUUGUAGCCUGGGUAGAUAAAGAGACUCUUAAAGGAUUUGCCGAAGACUACUACCUAGCAGACAAGGCCCAGUGUUCUGGACCCUCAGGAUCCUGCCCUGAUAAUAAACUAUCAUUAGAGGAUAGCAACAGUGUUAAAAUUUUGAACGCAGCUAUGGUGAAUGGUUACUCCAUUGUUACCUUCCAACGUCCCCUGAAAGCAUCUGACGUAUACGACCUUCCAAUUUCGACCAACACUUCCCAAGCCGUCAUCUGGGCCAUAGGACCUCUCAAUCAAAGACGUGAAGUGUCGUUCCACAACCACUACCUCAAAAACAACCUUUUCAUAGACUUCGGUAGACCAGCAAGGUGGAACUGUCCAAUGCCAGAGAAUGAACAACCUUCGAUGGCUCCCGUUCAAAGCAGAAACAAAAUUGAACCAACUGUUGAGAUAGCAGCAUCUGAGCCACCAACCACAAGCGCUCCAACCAGAAAUCCAAAUAGAAGAAGAGGUGGUAGUCGUAAACCUCAACCAACUGAAGAGGGAGCUGUUGAUUCAGAGAAAAGUUCUAGCGUGGCCCAACAGCAACGUAGACGGGGCAGUCAGAGAACAAGUGGUACCUCUACAAGAGCAGUAGCUCCAUCUGCUUCUAUACAAAAGAGGGAAGCAUGGGUGAUUCCACCCAUUAUGUGUUAUGAACCUGAAGAUGGUGUAUUUUACGCACAAAUGGGACCUACUGGAGGAAAAAAAGGAUACCCGGCAAUCACAGGUCAUGUCGGAUGGGGUAUAUCUUGGUAUAUCAACGGUCUUUUAAUUCCGGAAAUUAACGUAGUGAGAGGUAAAACGUAUACAUUCGUAGUAGAAGGUGGACAUGAUUCUGAAGUGUCAGCCAAAUAUCAUCCUUUUUACAUCACAGAUGAUUCAGUUGGUGGCUACGAGUACAAGACGCCAGAAGAAAGGCAGAACAUUCGGAUCUUUGCUGGUGUUCGCCAAGGAAAAACGGGGUCUUUAGAACCAACAGGAACAGGUCGUUUAUGUCACUGGACACAUACGGGCGACGCGGAAGCAGAUGAUUUCGAUUCCUUUGGAGCAUAUCAGAGAACCCUAGAACUAAAAUGUGAUCCAGGCGAACCGGGAGUUAUACAGUGGACUCCAGAUAAAGACACGCCUGAUACUGUUUACUAUCAGUGUUUCACUCACCGUUAUUUGGGAUGGAAAAUCAACGUUCACGAUUCCUGUGACGGACAACCUGCAGCUAGUGAAAUUAUACCAGUAAAAGUAGACGCCCCUGCUGAUUUACAGGACAAAUCGGACAUUGACUUGGACGAAAGUCCGUCUGUUCGCAUCGAGACACGGGUAAAUCCAAAUACUUUAUUUAAAGAAGACAAGGAAGAUAAAGAGUUUAAAUCCACAGUUUCAGAAAAGAAAAUCAUUCCUUCCACACUAGAUCCUCUUCCAUCGACCAGGCAACCUCAAGAGAAGUUACCAAAUGAACCAAUCCCAACCCCAUCACAGCAGAACUAUUUCGACCCGUUUUAUCAGAACACCGGACCGUAUUUUGCACAGCUCACACAUAAUCCAAACCCAUUUGAUCAGACUCAACAUCAACCUCCUCAAAACUUCAGGCCCAGCACACUUCUGAACACUGUACACGAAAAUGCUACACCAAAUUUUAUCCAGGAAAUUGUUCUUUCCUUCACCACAACAAACUCAAGCACAAGUACCACUCCAACUGCAAGUACUACAGAGAAAACCACAACUACUACAGAAAGACCAAGUACGACGACUCAGUUCCCACAAAAAUUUACUGACAAUAUUGCUGUUGCUGCUACCGAUAGGCAAAAUUUAAGUUUUAUUAUGCCUCCUCCUGUUAAUUUACCAGCCAAAUUCAAUACACUAGUAUUGCGUAGACCUCUUGGCCCCCCACCUGGUUAUCCUAAGCGUCCAAUGCAAUUCCCAGUAAAAAUGAUAAUGCGGCCACCCAUGCGACAGUUCCCCAUGCAAAAAGUAACGUACAAAAAAAUUUACAGGCCACAGCAAUACAAAAUACCACAUGUCAUGUCACAUGUCAGACCCUAUGCUCUUCCUUUAGAAAACAAACCCAUGUUCUUCCCCCACAUGCCCCCUAAAACUCCUGUGGCUCCUUCAUAUUUCUUAUCCAAACCACCUCCUCCAACUUACUCCACCCAGUCCCCACCCAUUCAAAACCAAAUGAUAAAUGUAAUUGUUACCGAAUCUAGCAGGACAGAUGAAAUAAGAAAUGUGGAGAUAUCUCCACAGCAGGCUUCUACAGAAAGAGAACCUGAAAUCCAAACUGCCCCUAGCACCUCAAUUAUGGAUAUAACUCCUACUUUUAUACAUCCCGCAUACAACACCGGCUUCAAACCGGGUUCGGUAAAAAUAGAAAGUGGAUUUAAACCUAUUGUAAGCAAGGAAUUCCAGGACAGAAUGGAUAAUAAUGAACCCGAUAUCGAAUACGAAAGUGAAAUGGGGGUAGUUAAUGUGGAUAAUGCCGAUCAAUAUGAAUUUAAACCUAUACAAAACUUUGAGCCUAUGUUUGUUCCUUCUCCCACAGACAAAACUGUUAAAGAGAAGCGUAUUAAAGUUCAGAAGAGGAUACUGAAAAAGCGCUAUUACCCAUAUACAAAAAUAGUUCUGAAACGUCCCCGCAGCUUGCCUGAAACUAUGGAAGAGCCAAUUGCCGAAGCUGCUGAGAGAGUCGAAACUUAUUACUUACCUCCAUCUGACAAUAAAAACAAACCUAUAGAUGUUAUAAGAAAGCCAUCGAAUAUAGACAUAGAAGCACCAGAUUUUUCCAAUAUCGAUUCGCCUCCUGACGUUGUGGUGGCUUACGAUGGGAAAAAAGUAUCAGGACAAAGCCUGACGGCUAAACUAACAGAUCACUCCACCCUUAUAGACCAACGAUUAUCUAAAGCCAGCCAAUACAUUAAGACAAUGCCUCAAGUAGGUAAAUUUAAAGGAGAGCUGCCACCUCUAAAUCCAGCAUUCAUCGAUAAGAAUGCCCCUCAACUUCAAUCAAAAUCUGGUGUUUUAAGUCGUGAUUUGGAUACUCCCUCUCUUCCAUCGUCGUCAUAUUUACCCCAGGGUUUGACUAGGUUGUCCAGGGUGAGGAAAGGAAACAAAGAUGGUGGGAAUAGAAGAAAAAGAGCAGCACAUCACACUCCUGAACAUACAGCCGAACAAGAAAAACGAAUACAUAGCACUCCUAAUUCAUCUACCCAACUGAUACUAUCUGUGAACUCUUACCUCACCAUUUUUAUGGUUGCCUAUUUCCUAAAAUAUUUAUAAUUUUCUAGAUUUGAUGUUAAGUCGUUGUAAGGAUACUUUAAUGUUAUGUUUUAAUAAUUACAAUUCGUUAAUUAUUAUGUAAAUAAAUGUUAAAU
Molecule: messenger RNA, 4159 nt
Organism: Anoplophora glabripennis (Asian longhorned beetle)
Lineage: Eukaryota; Metazoa; Arthropoda; Insecta; Coleoptera; Cerambycidae
Product: protein Skeletor, isoforms B/C-like
Exons: 9
Source: RefSeq, a predicted model, not a curated record